ACUCAUGACCAUUCUGGCUUCCGCAUGAAACAUUGACACCGCAAACUUGAGAAAGAUCCUAAGUCGCAGGCCUCAGGAUGUUGUUGCCUUUGUUCAACCAUCACUGGGCUUGAAAGUAUGACAACGACUGCAGCUGUGUUCCUUCGUACUCUGUAUCAAGCCGGCAUCACACAUGCCUUCGUCAAUUGGGGUAACGAUCAUCCAGCUCUUCUUGAAGAACUCGAGAGACAACGAGUAGGGAAUGAUGGUAAUAGCGAUAUUCGUAUCGUAACAUGUCCAAAUGAGAUGGUCGCUCUCAGCGCUGCUCAAGGGUAUGCUCAAGUGGCAGGCAAGCCCGCCGCUGUAAUUGUGCAUGUUGACGUCGGAACGCAGGUGAGAACAUAUGGCACUCGCUGGCGCGGUUCAUAACGUUGACAAAGGACGAACACCAGUUUUAAUCUUUGCUGGUGGCGCUCCGUUCUCCGGCCAAGGGGAACUAAAAGGUUCCAAGAAUGAAUGGCCCAUGUGGCCUCAAGACGUGCCAGAUCAAGCUGCCAUCGUUCGCCAGUACAUGCGAUAUACCGCUCAAGUCCUCAGCGGUCGGAUUGUUGGAAAAUUAGUGAUGCGAGCACUUCAGUUUGCAUCGAGUGAUCCUCAGGGUCCUACUUAUCUGUGGGCUCGUCGAGAGGUUAUGGAAGAGGAUCUGGGACCUUCAGCUUCAUCUCUAACCCUAGACGUUACCAAAUGGCCUCUCGUGCAACCCGGAGCUCUGGAUCCCAUAGCGGUGCAAUCCAUUAGCGUAGCUCUGGUCAAAGCCAAUUUCCCACUGAUCAUUACUGCUCACGCGGGUCGUAACCCACUCACGAUUCCUCUUUUAUCCGCCUUAUCCCAUACCCUUGGAAUAGCAGUAACUACAUCUUGUCCUUCAGCCGUCUGUCUCCCAUACUCGCACCCACAUUUCCUCGGGACUUCGUUUGCAGGGAAGAAUUAUCUACUCGAAAAGGCAGACGUAAUUCUGAUUCUAGACACCGACGUCCCAUGGAUCGAUACGAACGACAACGCACCUAAGCAAGGGGCAAGAGUGUUUGUUGUCGAUCCUGAUCCCUUGAAGCAAGGAAUGGGUUGGUCCCACGUCGACGCAGAGUUGAUUUGCCGAGCUGAUGCAGAAGUUGCUCUGAACCAGCUAUAUGAGGCGGUCCAAGCACCAAGUAUGGAGGAUACACGCGAUUUCUCGGCUAUUGCUGAGCGUGCGGUGCAACUGAAGGGAAUGCAUGACGAGUAUAUCAGUCGAUUAGAAACGCUGGAGACGUCUCUCGCAGCUGGACCAAUUUCAAGUGUCGCAAACAUACUCGCAACCCUACGCCAGGCUACUAUCGACUUAACCCCUAGCCAAGGCCAAAAGACGCUCUGGAUUAACGAAGCGAUCAGCAACUAUCCUGCCGUCUUCGAUCAUGUAAGGCCGGAUGUGCCUGGUAGCAUGAUUUGUUCAGGUGGAACCAGCUUGGGGUAUGCAUUAGGUGCGGCGAUCGGUGCGCAGUUAGGAGCAGAGGUAGCGGAGAACGUGCCGGAAUUGACGGUCGCCGUUGUUGGAGACGGAACGUUUAUGUUUUGUGUUCCUAGUUCGGCGUAUUGGAUCGCCAGGCGGUAUGAAACGCCAUUCUUGACAAUUGUUCUGAACAACGGUGGAUGGGCUUCACCGAAGAAUUCGAUGACAGGCCUUCAUCCAUCUGGGCACGGAAGCAAGGCAUCUGGAGCCAGGCUCUCUGUCGGCUUUGGACCAGAUAUGCCGGAUUAUGGCCAAAUAGCUGUUGCCGCAGGUCGCGCUUGGGCUCGUAAGAUCGAAGAGCGCGAGUCUAUGAAAAGCAUCAUUGAAGAGGCGAUAAAGAUUGUGUUGGAAGAGAAGAGAUGCGCCGUCCUUGACUGUAUCGUGGAGUCGAUAUGACAACUCCAAGAUCCCCAGGCCUGUUUCGGGUGCCAGCAGAAGAAAUCACGCUAUGUACAGAAAUAAAGACAGUUAUAAGGUUUGGUUGUCAUCGUUAGUCAUUAUAAAUGCAGUCAUAUGCAUCGCUGAACUAUAUUGUUCUUGAUCGCUGUUUGGACAAAGAUCCAUCGGGAACUGCACCCGACGAUCGAGCCAGUGAACUGGCCAAGAGCUUUGAUUGAAAACAUAAAUGAAAACGGAGAGAGGUUGACUAUGGCUACAGAUGAAUAUCAGGGAAUGCAUACAGUA
Molecule: messenger RNA, 2209 nt
Organism: Somion occarium
Lineage: Eukaryota; Fungi; Basidiomycota; Agaricomycetes; Polyporales; Cerrenaceae
Source: the annotation of a GenBank genome assembly